UACAUACCUUUGUGGAAUAAAACGUACUCUGCUGUCAAAUCUCAGCACCUGCUGCUCAAAACCGACUCCUUCCCCACCAGCACGUGUGAACUAUGUGGCUCGAUGCCUACCGUAUCUAAAAUGAGAUGGGCAGAUCCAUAUGCGGCGCAUCUUUUGGUGGCUUAUAUCAUUUAAAUACAACGCCGUACAGAUUGACCGGCAGGCUUACACGUUUCCCGUGAACAAGAACAAGGAAAACACAGAGAAAAACUACAGCGAGCACAUGCAUCUCAGAGAAGCCAGUAGCUAACUUGGUAGAAAAGCCAAAAAAAGAAGUAACUAGCCAGGCAGCAGUUGUAUGGAGCACCCAUGUCCACUUGCACCUCUCGUGUUCUGACUUGUCUGCAUGAGAAGGACUUAGAUUUUGAGCUUGUCAUAGUUGAUCUUUUCGCCGGCGAACACAAGCAGCCUCCUUUCCUAGCCAAAAAUCCCUUUGGUCAGAUUCCAGCACUUGAAGAUGAUGAUCUUACUUUAUUUGAAUCUAGAGCAAUCACAUCGUACGUUGCUGAAAGAUUCAAGGAAACUGGCUACGAUCUUAUAAGGCACCAAAACAUCAAAGAAGCUGCACUGGUGAAGGUUUGGACAGAGGUAGAAUCCCAACAAUUCCACCCUGCGAUAGCACCGAUUAUCUUUCAAUUCUUAGUGGCUCCACUUCAAGGCAAUUUACCUGAUCAAACAAUCAUUGACACCAACUUAGAGAAGCUAGGAAAAGUGCUUGACAUAUAUGAAGCUAAGCUGACUAGCACCAAGUACCUUGCUGGAGAUUUCUACAGCUUGGCUGACCUUCACCACCUACCUUACGCGUAUUAUCUCAUGAAGACCCCCGCAGCUUCGGUGGUAAAUGAGCGCCCGCAUGUUAAGGCAUGGUGGGAGGACAUUUCCUCUAGGCCAGCUUUUAAGAAAGUGGCAGAGGGCAUGAAUUUUGGUGAGAAAUGAAACUUGAAGAGGGUUCUGUUGUUUUAUUUCAAGUAUUUUGACGAAUAUGCGUUGGUUGUGAUCUUAAUGCAUUGAAGCUUCGAAACAAUUUAGGAAAAUUGUGGGGGAGUGCCCCAUGUGGCUGUCGUAGAAUAUUAAUUUGGUUUCUGCAAAAACUAUUCCAUGGUCUUGAAACCACCAUUGCUACAGUAAAUGUAGCCACACCAACAUAAUUGGUAUUCAUUGCUGAAAACUCGAUCGACCAUCUAAUUUCAAUUGGCACAUGAGGGAUUAUUGUGAUCUUAA
Populus trichocarpa (black cottonwood) is the source of this 1260-nucleotide messenger RNA. Its product is annotated as glutathione S-transferase F13. The transcript has 5 exons. Lineage: Eukaryota; Viridiplantae; Streptophyta; Magnoliopsida; Malpighiales; Salicaceae. Bases 349 to 975 code for a protein of 208 amino acids. The record is from RefSeq and is a predicted model, not a curated record. Gene Ontology annotation, cellular component: cytoplasm. Gene Ontology annotation, molecular function: glutathione binding; glutathione transferase activity.